Penicillium verrucosum is the source of this 1026-nucleotide messenger RNA. RefSeq lists its product as uncharacterized. Lineage: Eukaryota; Fungi; Ascomycota; Eurotiomycetes; Eurotiales; Aspergillaceae. The transcript has a single exon. Bases 1 to 1026 code for a protein of 341 amino acids. The record is from RefSeq and is a predicted model, not a curated record.
AUGACCUCACCAAAGAAGAUCGUUGUCAUUGGCGGUACUGGAAUGUUUGGCGGCUCAGUCGCUCGUUCACUGAAAGACAAUCCCGAGUUCGAAGUUGUGUUGACAACGCGCGAUGCUAACUCGACCAAAGCCCGCGAGUGUCGUGAGCAGGGAUAUUUGUUGGUAAAGGCAGACUCCUGGAAUGCUGCCGAGCUCGAUUUGGUAUUCACGGGCGCCUAUGGUGUGUUUCUCAACACUGACUCAGACGACCCGAACUUCAAAAAUGAGGUCGGCCUGCCGGAAUCCGCCAUGGGCAAAAUCGUGAUCGACGCUGCCAUCCGUCAAAAUGUCAAAUACUUUGUUUUCUCGGGACUUCCACAGUCUAACCGCCUUACGGACGGAGAAGUGUCCAUCGUGUCCUUCGACAACAAGAACGCCAUUGCCAACUACGGACGUAAGGCUGGGUUUGAAGCCUUUGUUGAGGUCAAUUCUGGUUGGGCUAUGGAUAUCCUCUUCAUGGAGACGUACGCGAAUGCAUUCGGUGGAUUCGCGACCAUUCCAGACUCGGAAGGCUUCCUCAGUUUGAAAGUCUUCCCUAUGAGCAAUGACACGGGGCUGAUCCCAUGGACCUCCGUGAGAGACGAUUACGGCGAUGCUGUACAUGCUGUUUUCUUGGAACCAUCAAAAUAUGCCAAUCGCAUUAUCUGGGCCAUAUCCGAGGCAGCCAGCUUCCAAGAUGUGGCUGAUACAUACAACCGAUUGACCGGUACACAAGUCGCGAGAUUCGUACCGCAAACCGAGCCCCUCAAAGCUAGCACCCCCGGCAAAACCAAGGAAGUCAACGGACUGCGCAACUAUUGCCACUACAUGCAGGGGAAAUACUGCAACAAUCAGGUAACUGAUAAUCGUUUGCUGGGAGAGAUGAGAGAGCUCAAAGCGCUUGCAACAAAGGCGCGAGGAAAGGGACAUGCGUCCACACAGUCUAUCGACGGCUUUCUACGCGACAACGCCACCGUCAAAUUGCAAUCACCCAUGUCGAAAAUUUGA